This is a messenger RNA of Aspergillus piperis CBS 112811, 798 nucleotides long. RefSeq names its product putative hydrolase. Bases 1 to 798 code for a protein of 265 amino acids. Lineage: Eukaryota; Fungi; Ascomycota; Eurotiomycetes; Eurotiales; Aspergillaceae. The transcript has a single exon. The record is from RefSeq and is a predicted model, not a curated record. Gene Ontology annotation, molecular function: hydrolase activity, acting on halide bonds, in C-halide compounds.
AUGUCUCGACCUGGCACUCCCUCGAUGCUAUUUUUCGACGUCUUGGGCACAGUCGUUGAAUGGAGAUUCUGCAUUGCGAACCAGCUGAAGGCUGCAGCAGAAAGGGCCCUGCAAGACCAGGCUGAGAUUGCUGUGGAUGUGCGAGGCCGUGUCUCCGACCUAGCGCCCUCAACAUGGAAUGAAAUCACAGACGAGUGGCACCGCUCGUAUAUGAACUUCGGACGCAGCUUUGAUCCAUCCAAGCCCUUUGUAUCUGUAGACGAACACAACCGCGUCUCUCUAAGCAAUAUCUUCACCGACAGGCGUCUGCGGGAUCUUUUCAAUGACGACGAUCUCCAGCACUUGACUCUCUGUUGGCAUCGCCUCGAUCCGUACGCGGACAGUGUUCAAGGCCUUGCGCUGCUCAACACCAAGUUUCCGACUUCCACGUUGUCCAACGGUAAUGUCAAACUUCUCGAAGAUCUAGUGGAGCACGGUUCUUUGCCUUUCAAGCAUAUAAGCAGUGCAGAGCACUUCAAUGCUUACAAGCCAGCGCCAGAAGUCUAUCAUGCCGCUGCGCGCAGGUUCGGGUUAGAGACCUCGCAGUGUUGCCUUGUCGCUGCCCAUCUUCACGACCUGCAAGCCGCCAAAAGGUGCGGGUUCCAGACAAUUUAUAUCGAGCGACCUUUGGAAGAAGCUUGGGAUGCGGAACGCGUCGCCCAAGCUAAAGAAGAAGGAUUUGUUGAUUACUGGAUCGGCAUCGAGGGAUCAGGUCUUUUGGACGUUGCUCUGUAUUUUGGAAUAGAGACAGACGCGUAG